Molecule: messenger RNA, 939 nt
Organism: Rhineura floridana
Lineage: Eukaryota; Metazoa; Chordata; Lepidosauria; Squamata; Rhineuridae
Product: olfactory receptor 11G2-like
Exons: 1
Coding region: 1-939 (312 amino acids)
Biological process (GO): G protein-coupled receptor signaling pathway
Cellular component (GO): membrane
Molecular function (GO): G protein-coupled receptor activity; olfactory receptor activity
Source: RefSeq, a predicted model, not a curated record
AUGGAGCUGGUCAAUGGAACUACUGUGCAGGAAUUCAUUCUGCUGGGCUUCAGAGUUGAACAACAGGGGCGCCUGCUCCUUCUUAUCUUCUUCACAGCUGUCUACACCUUCACUUUGGCUGAGAACUUCAUCAUUGUCAUGAUAGUAGUUCAAGAUGCUUGUUUGGCUCACCUACCCAUGUACAUCCUGCUGAGCAACUUCUCCUGGCUGGAGAUGUGUUAUGUGAGUUCCACAGUGCCAUGGAUGCUCUUUGACCUGUCCUUCCCAGGAGGGGGCAUUUCCUUCCAUUCCUGCUUCCUCCAGUUUUACAUCUUCUUCUCCCUUGGCAAUACUGAAUGCUUCUUUCUCGCUGCCAUGGCCUUGGAUCGGUACCUAGCCAUCUGCUACCCGCUGCACUACCCACAAAUCAUGUGCCAAGAUUCUUGCUAUGUCCUUGUGGCCACUUGUUGGGUUCUUGGUUUCCUGUGGUACAUCGCACCAGUGUUUUUGAUUUCCAGGUUGUCCUUCUGUAGUUCCAACACCAUUGAUCACUUUGUAUGCGACCCUGGUCCAAUUUUAGCCCUGGCUUGCCCCCCACUGGGCUAUAUCCCUCUCCUCUGCUACAUCUUUGUAUCCUCUGUCGUUCUGGCCACUUUCCUCUUCAUUGUGAUCUCCUAUGCAUGUGUGGGUGUUACUCUUGUGAAGACCUCCAGCCAAACCAGACGUAUCAAGGGCUUCACCACUGUGUCUUCUCAUCUAGCAGUGGUGACGCUCUUCUACGGCUCCGUAGUGGCUAUGUACGUAGGACCCAAUGGAAAAAACCAGGCUCAGAUCACCAAGGUAGUGACUCUAUUUUACUCUGCCAUCACCCCUGUGCUUAACCCACUGAUCUACUGUCUCAGGAAUGAUCAGAUGAAGGAAGCAUUGGCAAGGUUCUUGAGAAAGAAGCGGGUGAUAUAG